AUGUUAGUUAUACGACGUAUAAAUAAUAAUAUAAAUAAAUGUUGAACGAUAUGUGAAAUUCCCAGACACAAGAUAUAUUGUUACAUAUCGUUGGACAUGCAACAUUUGAGAGUUUGAUAAGACAUUAUCAAUAAUAGCUGUAUCUGACCGUACAUCCUGUGUGAUGACUGAAAUACUUAGUACGUCAUCAACGCGAGUUCCUUUAUUAUCACGGAAACAAAAUAUAGGCGUAUACAUUCUAUGCCCAGCGUGCUUGAUGCGUGCAAUCAUUUGUUAGCUAAAACCGCAAUUAUUUUCAGAGAAGUGCGUGCAAUUCAGAAGCGUUAUGUUAUGAUGAUGAAAUAAUUAUGUUCAUUUCACUGUCUGAGUUCUCUUGACGAAAAAUUUCGAAUUUGUGCGGCUGUGACCAUCUGUUUUUACCACGAAACAACGGGUGCCAGGCACAAUAAUAACAGGAAUGGAAAUCAACGCAAACAUUAGCGAAAUAUUACGUGAAAUGAUAACAUUCCUGGAAUGCCUUCGGGAUGCGCAACUGCCACUCGCCCUGGAAAGUCUUCGGGAAAAGUUGCUGGAUCGCACAAAGAACACCAUGCUCGCCACUACGAUGAACUGCUCAUCUCCAGAGCCUUAUUUAGAUAUGAAUUCCGGCCCGAGAACCAUACUACUCACAAAAAAAAAGACUGACACGGAGGAGUACAUAGGCAUGGAAGAAUCUCCGCAGAAGCAGAAUCAUCAAGAUUACUAUGAGACAUUCGAGCCAAAGGAGAUGAUGCCGGUUACAAUCAAGCACACGGAAUCGCAAAAAGCUUGGAGCGAACAAGAUUAUGGAGAGAAUAGCCAGGUGUUAAUGAGCAUUUAUAAGAAUCUAUCGGCAGCGCAAUGCAAAAAUAACUCUCACAAGUGCGGCCCGCUUCACUGGAAGAAUGGCAAGAUAUUCAGUGAGAGACGCCCCUACUAUGUCGCGUUGAUCGGGACACACCUGUUGAUCUACCGCAGCGAGCAGCACAGUGGACCUUGUAAUAUCUAUUCGAUUCGCGGCUGCAUUGCGCGAUCGAAUCUAUCGCCGAAUCUAUCGCCGCGCAAUGGGCAAAAAAGUAAGUCGGCCUUCGAGAUCUGUUGUCCCGGCAGCAAAACUUUGCAGUUUAUUGCGAGAACGCCGAAGGAUAUGGAACAAUGGACAGCGAAGAUCUGUGAAGUCGGUUGCAAUAAUGAAGGCGCAAAAAUUGAUGAAGAGACGAACCAUGGGAGCAAGAGCAAUGCGAGCAGCGAGUCUCCGAUGAAUCAUUGCAAAGACCACGCAAUGUCCCCUCUACAUCAAAACGCCCAUAAAUUAGCUGACAACGUCAAAAAGAAGUCGACAGCCAAGGGGGAGGCGAAAAAUAACAGGAACGAAGCUGAGAAGAACAUGAUUGAAAACCCGCCACCGCUACCUGCUCGAAUACCGCGAAGAAUAUUACCUUCUGUACCUUCCAACGAUUCUAUGCCUUCUUAUAGGGGCACCGAAGAUUACGAUGAUGACGAUGACACUUAUUAUAAAAUCGAAGACUUGCAAAAUGGAUUAGCUUAUCAGAAUAUAACGUUAGCGAAGAAGCAACACGUUAACGUUGGUGAUAAGGAAGAUAGAGAGGUUGUCGAGUACGAUGAUGUGCAUGCAUCCAAAAGAAAAAAGGAAGAACAGGUGCACGAAGGGAAGUCCGAUAAAAUAUUUAUAGAGGAGGAAAUGUACGAUGAUAUCUUUACAUUGUCGCGCGUCAAAACAAACAUCGAAGAAGAAACAUCAAAGAACGGUGAUUGUUCUGACGACGGAGAAGAAUCUUUUUACGACGACGUAGAGAACUUACUGGAAAAAUCUACCAAGGAACGCGUAAAGGAUCAAAUUGAAGCGUCGAGCAAAAUUCUCCAGAAGAGAUCCUUUUUGGAGAGAGUUUGGAAUAAGAAGGAGUCAUCUGGAAAAACGGACAAGAGAUUAUGGGGCAAAGCUUCAUCGAGUCCAAUACAAUCUUCUUCAGCUACAAAAGUGAUACCUACUUACGACGACGUAUCCGAUUUAAUGCCAAAUCAAGAAUCCCUGACGAAUAAUGAAGAACAAGAGUUAUCGGAGUACAAUUAUCCUCCGCCUCCCAGGCCAGUUUGCACAAAAUCAUCAUUUAUCAUAAAUCAAAUCGAUCCGAAUCCAGUCGAAGAACUUUAUGAUGACGUCAGUGCAUGCCGGACGCGACAUAAUAAUCAUCAGCAAAUGGUCAUGCAGUCGAUGCAGGAGUCAUGCACAAACCUAAAGGAAAUUAAGAAUGAAGAGACAGAGUUAAGAGCGCGCGGGAACCUUAUUGAAGAAGAAAUAGAGCAUUAUCAGUCUCCGAAAAGCGAUUUGCGCGUUGACGAUAUUCCGGAAUAUCAGAACGAGGAACUAUAUGACGACAUCGCGUUGUGCGCCAACUUUAAGGCACGCCAAAGAGACAUUAACGAAAAAAAGGAUGAUGAGUACGGUAAAUUCACAGUUGGUUCUGACAAAAAGUCGUGGAAUCGAUUCUCUAUGAACAAGAAGUGGCGGUUGGGUGAGCCCGCAUGCCUUUCCGAGACAAACAAACGAAACAUAAAUGAGUGUGAGGAUAUUGAUGAUUCGACCGAGGUUAAUGACAUAACUAAGAGGAAUACUUUUCAAAAGUUGAUUAGUAAAAUGGAGAAUUCUCUCGCCAAGGUCUCGGUGAGGAACUCGACUUCCCUCCCAAUGAGCAAAUCAACAGCGAAUAACAAUUCUUAAUAUCGUCGUAUAAAUAUAGUAAGCACACAAAAAAAUACUGUUGUAUCAAUAGAAUUACUCAAUAAUAUUGUAAUUGGAAUAGUUUUUCUCAAUUCCAUUAUACGGGGUCUUUUAUUAAGAUUUCAUUUUAAAUUAAUAAAAAAAGGAAUAAGUUUUUGAAAACGUUGAGAUAUAUUUAUUCUAAUCCAAAGUACAGAUUGUGCGAUUAAACGUGAAACAUAAUAUCAUCCAAAUGGCAGCCUCGAUUUUUUUAAACAAAUGGUCAUUCUUUUGAGGAAAUUUUCCAUGAUGUUUUUGCACAAUUCAAUUUCGCUAAUAACAGUUCGAAUAUUGUCUUUGAGUGCUUGAAUCGUUUGCGGAAUAUUUGCAUAAUCUUAUCCUUCACAUAACCCCAAAGGAAAAAAUCCAGGGGUGUCAAAUCACACAAUCUGGGCGGCCAAUUGAAGUUUCCGUUACACGAAAUGACACGUCCAGGGAACUUCUCACGUAAUAAUGCGAUCGUUUCACGGCUUGUGUGGCAUGUAGCCCCAUCCUGCUGAAAAUUAACAUCGUCUAGGUCCAGUUCUUCAAUUUCAGGCCAAAGAAAGUCUGUCAGUAUUUCUCGGUAGCGCAAUCUGUUGACUGUGACAAUACAACCAUCUUCAUUUUCGAAAAAAUACGGCCCGAUGACACCGUGAGCCCAAAAACCACAUCAAACUGUCACUCUUUGUGGAUGGAGAGGCUGCUCGUCAAUCGCUCAUCGGUUUUCAGUGUCCCAGUUGCGGCAGUUUUGCUUAUUGUCGUAGCGUUAAAGGUGGAAAUGAGCCUCAUCGAUCAAAAUGAUUUUCUUGAAAAAAUCAGAGUCAACCGCUUGCAUUUCUAAUACCCAAUCGACGAACGUACGGCGUUGUCCAUGGUCCGUCGGCUUCAAUUCUUGUGUUAGUUGGAUUUUGUAAGCAUGUAGGCCAAGAUUUUGUGCAAAAUGCGGUGCAGGCUGGUUUGUGAAAUGCCCAAUUGCUGCGAACGUCUAAUAAGUAAACCAGGAUUUUCCGCGACACUUUCAGCCAUAGCAGCAACGUUUUCAAUUGAUCUGACUGGCCGAGCACGGGUUGAGUUCUUAACAUCACUAACCUGGCCGAGACGUUCAAAUUUAUCGAUUAAAUUCACUAUUGCUGGACGAGAAGGUGCUUCUCUGCGACCGAAACUGGUACGGAUUUUGAGAACUGUCUUUGCGAAGUUUUCACCGUGUUUGUAGUGAGUUUUCACUAUUUUUAUGUGUUGUUCAAGCGAAUAUCGAUCCAUUGUUAUUAACUGUACAGUUUUUAAUCGAUAACUGUCAAAUAUGACAACUCCAUCUAUAACAGGUACAAAAUGCCGCGAAAUUUAAAAUGAAACCUGUUAAUAGAAGACCUUGUAACAUGUACAUGUAGGGUAGACCAUUUUAUUCAAUACACGUGAAUAUAUUGUGAAGGAGUUCAGAAAAUGUUUUAGACAAAAGUUUUAUGUCUUCAAGGAGAAAAGACGAUGAGAUUAUCAAUUUCAAUUUAAUUGUAGAUGGCGCCACUUUUGAGAUUAAGUACGAGAGUAAGAUGUAGAUUAAAUAGUAAUGUCGACACAAGUGUUAUUUUUUCUUCAUAUAUCAAGGUAUCGACUUUUAAUUUGUUUAGUUUUUUUAUACUUAAUGUAGCUCCGAUGUGAAUUAUUUAUUGAUUUGUGUAUUAUUUCGUUUACUGGUAAGGAAAUCAAGUUAACCCCUUGACAUACAAAUUAAAUGGAACUUAAUGCGACCAAAAAAUACUAUUUAAUUUCGCUCAACUGAACAGUUACGUGAAAGCUGAGAAAGAGUACAUUUUAUUUACUAUGUAACUAUGUAAUCUAAUUGUAAACUACAUGGCGUCCGCCGAAAAAAGCGCUUGACGAGUCAGACUCGUCAAAGUCUACAGUGGCCCAUGAAAUGAAUGACGAGUCAGACUCGUCAUUGUAUGUCAAGGGGUUAAGUUUAGUACUCGAGUUAUUUUAUCGGCGGUUAACACUUGAUAUUCGCUAAAAUCUAUGUCGACAUUAAAAUUAUGGGUGAUUAUCCUCCACAAGUAAGGUUUGACAUUGGUUAUUCUUGGCGAAUAUCGUGUUAAUUAUUAUCAAGGUGCUGUUUUUUAUGAAAUUUAGUAUCUAAACUGGUAUCGUCCGAAUGUUGAUGUUAUUCGAGACAUUUAUUUAAAAGCUCAGCAGGAUAAUUUAAUACGUAGGUGACAAAGACAUGAGUAUGAUAAAAACGAUGUACCUAUAUUGGUCCGUUUUAGCGGAAGUUUAUCUCAAUCCUCAUGGAGCUCCUUGGUAGCCAUCAAAUUGAGGGAAAAACAGGUAUAUCUGGAAUUACUAUUCUAAGAAUUAAAAAAAAUGGCGGAUAUCAUCCAUAUCACGUAAUUUUAAACUAUUACACCAAAUCAUAUGAAGGUAUAGGAUAAAUUUUGGAACGCUGUAACUCAGUGAAAAAUGAUGCAAUUUCAAAAAAAGAAAAUCUUUGUAUUUGUCUCAUUACCAGCUACAAGUUAUAUUUAGAGAAAAAAUUGAUUUCUAUU
This is a messenger RNA of Dinoponera quadriceps, 5316 nucleotides long. RefSeq lists its product as uncharacterized. The transcript is spliced from 4 exons. The coding region runs from base 458 to 2758 and encodes 766 amino acids. The record is from RefSeq and is a predicted model, not a curated record. Lineage: Eukaryota; Metazoa; Arthropoda; Insecta; Hymenoptera; Formicidae.